CCUCAGCAGCGUGCAUGUGCCUGAUAUCACAGAAGGCCAUCCCAGUGACUGCACGAUUUUAGAGAGCAGGGGACCGUUGAUGAUGGGUUGACCUUUGAGAUUCACCUGAAAACCUAGAGAAGAUGGAAACCAGAAAAGUGCUCCAUUUUGUGCCAUCUGAUGUUCCACCUACUGGGAUGUCCAAGAAUGGAUAUGUUUUCCAAGAGAUGGAGCUGCAAGCUGGAAAACAAGAGGAAGAUGAGAAUUUCACAGAUUCAUCUGCCCCUCACAUCUAUCAGCAAACAAUCCCAACUGGGAUUUCAGAUCCGGAUGGUGAAGGGUUUGGGCUUUUAAAUACAACAAGAAAAUAUGUAAAGCCAAUGGACUUCCACGAAGAAGUGCGCGCCCACAGAGACCUGGACAGCUUUCUGGCUCAGGCCAGCAUCCUAUUGGAUGAGAAAGCUGCCACUCUGGAUGAGGUCUUGAAGCGAAUGUUAACCCACGUGGUGGAGGACAGUCAAGGGAACUGGAAUGUGGACAAGGUCAUGAACUUGCUGUUCACAGACGCAGGAGGGAAAGAGUUCACUGUUCACCUUCUGUCCGAGACCAUUCAGGGUGUCAGUGCGACUUCCACCGGGAUUCAUUACCAGCAGUCCUGGCUUUGUAUUCUCUCCAAUGUGAGGAACCUCCAGAGACGUCAUGUUUGCAUUGCCCGUCUGGACAGGCCACAAAACUGGGGCGUGAACUGCUGUGAGGCUCGUUAUGUCAUUCUCAUCCUCGCCCCUCAUAAAACGAAAAGCACCAAGACGGCCAUUGAACUCGGCAGAACAUUUUCCACGUUGUUCUCCGACAUUUCCUUCAGGCAGAAGCUUCUGGAGACCAGGACCCAGGAAGAGUUCAAACAGGAGCUAAUUUUCCAUCGACAGCAGCUCUCUGUAGCCACUGAGAAGCCAGUUGUAGAAGAAACGGAAGAUUCAGACCCACGUCGGGGAAAACCGCUUCAGUGCAAAGACUUUUUCAAAGCUGGAAAAGGAGUUUAUGAUGACCUCCGUCGUCGACUCCCCCUCUACCCCUCAGAUUUCACCGAUGGAAUAAUCGGGAAGGACCGCUGUCUGCUGAAGUACACCACAACAGCCAUUUUCCUCUACAUUGCCAUUUUACUGCCGGCUAUUGCCUUCGGUUCACUGAACGAUGAAAGCACAAGAGGAGAAAUAGAUGUUCAAAAGACUAUUGUUGGACAGAGCAUCGGAGGAGUGAUCUAUGCUCUGUUUGCUGGCUCACCACUUGUUAUUCCGCUGACCACUGCACCACUGGCCAUCUUCAUAAGUGUGAUCAGGGGGAUCUGUGAUGACUACAACCUCGACUUCGCCACCUUCUACGCUUGUAUCGGCUUAUGGAACAGUUUCUUCCUCAUCCUUGGAGGUCUGUUCAAUGUCAGUCUGCUGAUGAAACUUUUCAAACGCUCAACAGAAGAAGUCAUUGCGCUAUUCAUUUCAGUUGCAUUUGUUGGAGAUGCAGUGAAAGGCACCGUCAAAAUUUUUGAACACUUCUACCACGGGCCCGUAUUGGCGACCACAAACAGGACAGUGGUGCUUCAGCAGAUUAAUGACAUUCUGGACAAGGCGAACGUGACCCUCUCAGUCCUUGAAAACCAGAAUAAAACCACACCCUUGGUGACAGACACAGGACACUUUUCUGCUUUCCUACCUGAGUCUCUAGUGUUGUGCACAAGGGAAAGGCCCAUCCUCUGUCUGCUGCUCAUGCUGGGGACUUUGUGGCUGGGUUACACUCUCUUCCUGAUCAAGAGGAGCCCAUAUCUGAAUGAUAAAAUCAGAGAGGUGGUGUCAGACUGCGCUUUGCCCAUCUCUGUGGUGAUUUUCUCCUUCAUUGGAUCUUAUCUUUUCAUUGACAUACAGCUUCCACAGUUCAGUGUGCACGAUGGGCCUGUCUUCAACUACCCCCCAUUUGACAAGCUGACAGGCUUGAGCACCCUCAGUGCUGUGGGGCUCGGUUUCCUCCUCGCAUUGCUCAUCUUCAUAGACCAGAACAUCGUCAUUUCGCUCACACACGUGCCAGAGCACAAGUUGCUCAAAGGCACAGCGUUCCAUUGGGACUUGAUGCUGACUGGCUUCAUCAACAUCCUCAUGUCCUGUCUGGGGUUGCCAUGGAUGCACGCUGCUUUUCCACAUUCUUCACUACAUGCCCGUCAGCUUGCUAAAGUGGAGACACAUGUAGAAAACGGACACCUUUAUACUACCAUAGUAAGUGUGAAGGAGACACGUCUGACCUCGCUGGUGGCCUACAUCCUGAUCGGUUUGUCAGCAUUCAUGUUGCCCAUUCCUCUACAGUGGAUCCCCAAACCCAUCCUCUAUGGCCUCUUCCUCUACAUCGCUGCCACCUCACUUGAUGGCAACCAGAUGGUGGACCGCAUGGCACUUCUACUUAAAGAACAGACGUCCUAUCCUCCUACCCACUAUAUUCGCCGUGUACCUCAGAGGAAGGUCCACUACUUCACAGGAAUGCAGAUGAUCCAGCUGAUCAUCCUGUGUGCCUUUGGGAUGUAUCCUCUGCCCUACAUGAAGAUGGUCUUCCCUCUUCUGAUGAUUUUACUUGUGCCUAUCAGGAUCAGUUUUCUUCCUCGAGUGAUUGAAGCAAAGUACCUGGACAUCAUGGAUGCCCACCACAUGUAGAAACAGCAGC
This is a messenger RNA of Thalassophryne amazonica, 2679 nucleotides long. RefSeq names its product sodium bicarbonate transporter-like protein 11. Bases 123 to 2669 code for a protein of 848 amino acids. The record is from RefSeq and is a predicted model, not a curated record. Gene Ontology annotation, cellular component: basolateral plasma membrane; plasma membrane. NCBI's taxonomy places the organism in Eukaryota, Metazoa, Chordata, Actinopteri, Batrachoidiformes, Batrachoididae. The transcript is spliced from 20 exons. Gene Ontology annotation, biological process: monoatomic anion transport; transmembrane transport; monoatomic ion homeostasis. Gene Ontology annotation, molecular function: solute:inorganic anion antiporter activity.